CCGCAUCUGUGCCCCGACAGAGAAUACGAAAUUAUUUUAUUUGUCGAGUUUGGGGUCGGAGGGAGAAGAAGCGAAAUACUUAGCAAAAAAAAAAAAAUCAAUCGACAUUCAUCCCGAAUAACAACCCUAACUUCAGGAACGUGAAAAUCCCUACGUAAACCGUGAUACCUUCAGGGGUGAAAUGGGCGUAGCUGGGGCGGAGUCCUAAAAACAGCCCCCCACCCUAGUCGACCGCUUUGUUUUCGCACUACGUUGCCGGAAAUGUGGUGGCUUGAACCAUCAUUGUUCUUGUCAUGAUAAUAUUGGUAUAACAUUUCCAGAAAGCAGUCGCUACUGAUCCAGGCUACGGACUGGUUGGUUGAUACACCAUACCACCACCAACUUUUUUAACUUAAUCCAGUAGUAGUAGGUGUGUGUUACUCAAAUACCCAGUCGCGAUAUUACCUUAUCUUACCGCCGUGAUUUAAAGAGAUAAGACUUUUAUUAAAAAGACUGUACCAGUUUUAAGAUCCUUCAUUUUUAUACAUGAUAAACUGAUUAGUGGUGUUAGUGUACAUAUACCUACGCGCGCGUGACUCACACAAAAACUGUUGUUUGUUUGAAUUAAGUGAAUCUAUGUUAGCAAUGGAAGAAGAAUGUCGUCAUUUGGCGACGGAAGACAUAAAAGAAGCCGAUUUGAUGAUGGACCAAAGAUACCCAAUGCCGGACAGUCCGCUCGAUUUACGAGGCUCCAACUCGCCAACAAUUAAAUCGGAGGAUUACCCUAUGGACAAAUCUCAAAAAAAAUCAGGUCAUCAAUUAAUUAAACCACCAUACUCAUAUAUUGCCUUAAUAACUAUGGCAAUAUUACAAUCGCCCCACAAAAAACUAACCCUAAGCGGAAUUUGUGAAUUUAUCAUGACCCGCUUCGCUUAUUACCGUGAUAAAUUCCCUGCCUGGCAAAAUUCAAUCAGGCAUAAUCUAUCCCUAAACGAUUGCUUCAUUAAAAUACCUAGAGAACCUGGAAAUCCUGGAAAAGGAAAUUAUUGGACCCUAGACCCUCUAGCCGAAGACAUGUUCGAUAACGGCAGCUUCCUAAGAAGAAGAAAGCGUUACAAAAGACCUUCAGCAAACUUAAUGCUUCGUGACCAUCACGCUUCAGCUAUGGUAGCUCAGUUUUUACAAAGCCAAGAAAACUACCACAACGGAUUGUUUUCACAUCCCAGUUUGCACAACCCUUACUCGUACAUUCCAGGUAUGCCAAGCGGAUUACCUUUACUCAACCCUAUGGAUUUAUCCAGAUUAGGUUUGCCACCUUUGGGAUUGUUGCCGCAACCGAAUAUAUGCAAACCAGUGCCGAUGCAACCGGCUCCAAUUUCGGAUACGGAAGAUUACUUGCCGACGGAAAUACAUAUUAACAAAAAAGCCAGGACUGGAUUUUCAAUAGAUUCGAUUAUCGGUAAUGAGGGUAAUAAGAGUGACGGUAGGAAAAGUAAUUCGCAAAGUCCGGAAAUUGGUAUUUCGCGUAUUCAUAAUCAGAUGAGUGCUUUUUCGCCGCUUUCUUCCAGCGACGAUUGGACAAGGUGAAACGAGCAAUUGUUUUUAGUUUAAGGCAUUUUUUUCUCCACUCAGACCAAAGAUUAUUGAUAGAUUUAGACUAUAAUGUGAUUUAUUUUUGUUGCAAUAAUAUUAUAUUCAAACUCAAUCUCAUGCAUUAUCGAAAAUUUUAUUGUAAAUAUAGUUCAUUUUUUCCUUAUUCAUAUUGAGUAUAUUAUAUAAAUGUAUUGUAUAGAUGAUUUAUAUAGAAAAACUUAGUUUUAUAAGUUAAAAAAUUGUAUGUUUGUGUAAAUUAAAUAUUAAACAGAAAU
This is a messenger RNA of Ceutorhynchus assimilis (cabbage seed weevil), 1847 nucleotides long. Lineage: Eukaryota; Metazoa; Arthropoda; Insecta; Coleoptera; Curculionidae. The record is from the annotation of a GenBank genome assembly.